UAUCGAAGAAGAAGAAGAAGAAGAAGAAGAAGAAGAAGAGUGGAUCCUCUCGCUUCGUCUCUUCCUCUAUGCUGGUAGCUACUGUACUUCUUUGGUAGUCGCUAACUAGCGGUUCUUAGCGUCAACGUUAGCAAGCUUCAUCGAAGGUCCAAGAAGUCUUCAUUCCAGGUCACAGUAAUUAGUGCUGCUAGCUACAUAAACACAACUGACUGGAAUCCACACGAGCUCCGUUGUACAAUGUCUUUGGCUCGGAUGUUUUGCCGUUUAAAUGGCUAUUUGCAACCCAUAUCGAAAGCACGGGCUCCUUUGGUCUCUGGAUUCAUACGAACCCAGAUUGAAGUGAGACAUUGGCUGCAUACUGUUCCACAAUCGACGAGUUGUCACUGGCAGCUUCAGGAAGACAGCCUUGCUCCUUCAGUCUCCUGAUGGCCGACUUCACUGUGACUGCAGAUGUCGUGUUGUAUGUCCAGGCGCCUACAGCAACAGUCUUCAUGCAGGACCCACAGUGCCAGAUACCAUACUUUUCUUGUUCUUAAUAUACCCUCCUAUAGGCUUUGACAUAAUGUAUCAUUAUUGUUUGUUUGUGUAUAUAUAUUUUACAUAUUAAAUCCUAGUCUGGAACUGGCACUUCACACUUGAAUUGGCCAGUUUUUACAUUAUAGGCUAAUAUGUACUUGUAAAUCUGACAUUUUGAUUUGGCAGAGCUCAGCUAUGGAGGGCUUGUGAUGCACUUUGCCUAUGUGUGGCUACGGGAUCAUUGCCACUCUGCCUCCUGCUUCAACAGCAAGACCAACCAGAGGAACCUGGAUACAGCAAAUGUGGAGCUAAACAUACGUCCUGCCAACACCAGAGUGGAUGAUGAGAAUAUCUUCCUCACAUGGCCUGAUGGUCAUGUGACAAGGUACAACCUGAGCUGGCUUGCUCAGAACAGCUAUGAGGGACAGAAGCAGAGUGCCAUGCAGCCACACAUCAUCUGGAACUCUGACAUCUAUACCAGUGCCAAGGUGCCCUCUGCUAACUGGGACAAGUUUAUGAGCUGUGAUGAUGAACUGAAAAAGUUCCUUGGGCGCUUUCUGCUGUACGGCAUUGCUUUUGUGGAGGGCGUCCCGCCGACUGUUGAGGCCACAGAGACUCUUACCCAGAGGGUCAGCCUCAUCAGGGAGACUAUGUAUGGCAAGAUGUGGAACUUCACAUCCGAUUUCUCCCGAGGAGACACUGCCUACACCAAACUGGCACUGGACCGUCAUACAGACACCACAUACUUCCAGGAGCCAUGUGGGAUCCAAGUGUUCCAUUGCCUUAGGCAUGAGGGAACAGGAGGAAGAACACUACUUGUAGAUGGAUUCUAUUCUGCUGACAAAGUGCUCCAGAAGACGCCUGAGAACUUUGAGCUGCUAGCACAGGUUCCUAUCAAGCACGAGUACAUUGAAAAUGUCAGCGACCACCAUAACCACAUGAUCGGCAUUGGCCCUGUGCUCAACGUGUAUCCCUGGAACAAUGAGGUGUACAUGAUCCGAUACAAUAACUACGACCGUGCAGUCAUAAACACAAUCCCCCAUGACAUUGUCAAGCGAUGGUAUGUGGCUCACAGAGAGUUGACCACAGAGCUGAGGAAGCCGGAGAAUGAAUUGUGGAUCAAACUGAAGCCUGGAAAGGUUGUCUUCAUUGAUAACUGGCGUGUCCUGCAUGGCCGGGAGUCCUUCACAGGCCUGCGGCAACUGUGUGGCUGCUACCUGACCAGAGACGACUUCCUGAACACUGCCCGCUCCUUGGGUCUGCACGCCUAAGUGAAGAGUCACCCUGAGUCUUCAACCUUUCCAGCCAACACCAAAGUCCUUUAGAAAUAAAGCACCAUCACCCAAUCAGUCAUACAUGUUUAAGGAGAUCGAAAAGUCUUGUAGAAUCUAAUUGUUUUUGUAUGAGCAUUUACUGAGUGAAAUCAAGUAUUUCCACUGCAUGAAUGCAGUUAUAUAUUGUUAAUGCGGAACUAAAUUGUACUGUACUUUAGAAAUAUUCUCCACCCAGAAAUAUUUUACAUGAUAUUGUUAGACUUGUUGAAGUCAAGAAAAUGGACUGAUCUGUUUGGGAUUUAAGAUUUGUUGACAUGCAUUAUGCUCUUGUCACAACAAUCAUCUUUUGAACUGGAACUUAACAUAUUGAGGUGUUUAACUACAUUUUUGGCUUUGUUUUAGGGAUUAGUUUCUAGUAUUUCUGAAGUACUUUUGCUAGUCAUUUGUUUAUGAAUGUAUUAGGAAAUGUUGCCUUGUUUACUUAAUGAAAUAAAUUGGGUGAUUUUUCAGCACCUUUUUUCCUGAUUUA
Messenger RNA from Oncorhynchus kisutch (coho salmon), 2319 nucleotides. RefSeq names its product trimethyllysine dioxygenase, mitochondrial. Gene Ontology annotation, cellular component: mitochondrion. Gene Ontology annotation, molecular function: iron ion binding; trimethyllysine dioxygenase activity. The record is from RefSeq and is a predicted model, not a curated record. The transcript is spliced from 9 exons. NCBI's taxonomy places the organism in Eukaryota, Metazoa, Chordata, Actinopteri, Salmoniformes, Salmonidae. The coding region runs from base 726 to 1787 and encodes 353 amino acids. Gene Ontology annotation, biological process: carnitine biosynthetic process.